AUGCCGUAUAAUGCUGGAUGCUAUGGUAUCUCAGUUGCUUUGCCCGUUCAAAUGGUUUCUUCAGAGCACUUGUCGUCGGCGUACGUCUCUGACGACACUUACUACAGAGGCGAACAUGCAUCGUCACAGGGUCAAAACGUCUCGUACGCCUCUUAUCCAACUAUUGCACCUGUCAGGGCCUCCGAAAGCAUGCUAGGCUACCAGAGUCAGUCACUUCCUCCUGCAUCGGUCCCGAGUAUCCCGCAUUACGUUGUGGGUGGCCACAAUCCAACGGAUGUGAAUAUGGGAUCUUCCACCGGAGCAUCGUUCACCACACCCACAGGAGACCCUUUCAGCCUCCCAUUUUACCAAGCUAUACCACCAGAGUCUAGGUCUGUCGAUACUGCCGAUACUUAUCACCAUAAUUAUCCGCCAGGGUACGGAACAGCAACAAUGAGUCCGCGCGUUCCAUCGGCAGGGGCAUCGACUGGUUCUAGUCACAAAAAGAACAAGCAGUCGUCACGGACAAGAAAGUCUAAACAGCCCCAGGUACUCUCGCCUGGAAGCACGUCUUCAACAUCAAACUCUAGCAGAUCUAGACUCCGUAGUGCUUCUCGCACAAGCAAAAAUACGCACCAUAAUCCCCCGGCUACAGUCGAGGAGCAAAAAAGCCGCGACACACAUAACCAAGUGGAAAAGCAGUAUCGGAACAGACUUAAUGCUCACUUUGAAAGCCUGCUAGAUGCUCUACCAGAAACUAUGCAAGCUGGCGAGGGUGAUGAUGAAGGGGAAUCGUUGGACUUGACUGACCGUAGAGUUAGCAAAGCGGAAGUAUUAGACAUGGCUCGGCGCCACAUUCAAGCUUUAGAGCGCGAAUGCGCUGCCUUGGAAGGGGAAAGAGACGAACUCCGGAAUAAUAUGGAGAGAUUACGCUGGCUGUUUGGACGGUGCGAAGGGACCGACGGGUUCAACGAGCAACUGAACUUCCCAGGCGCGGGAGGCCUACAUUGAGAAUUACAUCCAAAAUAGGGGGUGGGAGGACCGCAAUGGGAUCAGAUCAUGCAUUUUUCACACUCGGCAAUUUUUUAUUCUUGUACUACUAGAUCGGCUUACGGAGUUAGGGGCUGGGAGGUGACGUUGACAGUCAGGAACUUCAACUAGGUACAUGAUUUAGUUGUUAAGCACACCGACUAAGAUCCCCUUGGAUGGGAGAAACGGGACGAGAAACUAUACUAUACCU
Molecule: messenger RNA, 1219 nt
Organism: Daldinia loculata
Lineage: Eukaryota; Fungi; Ascomycota; Sordariomycetes; Xylariales; Hypoxylaceae
Exons: 2
Coding region: 1-990 (329 amino acids)
Molecular function (GO): protein dimerization activity
Source: RefSeq, a predicted model, not a curated record